AUGAUUGAAGAAGAUAGGAAUUUUAAAGUGCUUUGCAGAUUUCGCCCUUGUGUAGAACGGGUUCAGGUCCGAUAAUUUCACCGAAGUAUUUUCAGCCGAAAAUUGGUUGAAACCUUUUGAUAGUGAGACAUUUGACCCAAAAAAUGUUAAUUUUCGACCAAAUGCAUUUCGAUGAAAUAUACACUAUCAAAAAUUCACUGUCAUUUGGCAGGAGCCGUUUAGAACAGCCAAGCUGUAUAUUGCCAUAUCAUGAUGGAAAAACUGUAAUUAUAUCGAAAAGAGACAGCACAGAUCAAGAUCGAAGAGAAAGGAUUUCUCCGCAUGCUUUUCAAAUCCAGCCUACUGAUUCUUUACAUGUCAGAUUUGAUGGAAUAAUACAGCAAGAUGACUCACAGAGUCAAAUUUUUUCAGCGUGAAUAGAAAACGCGAUUAGUGAUUUAUUAGCGGGGAGAAGUCUGAGCUUGAUAGUUUUUGGGACCUCAGGGUCUGGAAAAAGCUUUACUAUGCGAGGCGGUGAAGGCAAGCGGAGAGGGCUGGUCCUCAGAAGUGCUGAAAUGCUAUUAUCGUUAACUAAAAAAAAGGAAAAUACAUAUGACGUUAAAGUAUCAGUCAUCGCGGUCUGUGGUGAAAGAAUUUUUGACUUAAUUACAAACACUCAAGACCGUAGUGAAGUCACUAUCAAAAAAAUUACCGAUUUGCAUGCUAUUUUGCAUCAAGCCUUAAAACACAGAAAACAAAUUGGCAAAGAACUUAAAGAAAAGCUGCAUUUUAUCGUUACUAUGAGGGUUUAUAAGCAAAACUCUUUAAUUUCCCAAGGAGACUUUGUAGAGCUAGCUGCAUCAGAAUAUGCAAAAGGCGACAAGUCUAUUUCAAGUGCUUUUAAUUCACUAGCGAAUAUUCUGAAAAAAACUACUGGAAAUUGGUAUGAUAAUGCCCUGACUUCUUAUUUAAGAAAUACAUUGGAUGUGUAUAAUCCUUUUAACCCAAGCCAAGCUAUUAUUAUAUGCUGCAUUUACCCAGUUCAAGAGCUUCUAAAAGACACUAUCACUUUAUUGAAUUUUACAAGCAAAAUGAGAGAAAUUGCAGAGUCUAAAAGUCCUGAUGAAGAAAAAAAGCCAUUAAUCAACCGUCUAAAGGCAAAAAUUGAAGAAAUUCCUGACCCUGCCAAAAUGGUCACACAGAAUUGGACUCCGAGGCGCACCUCCUGAUGGAGCGGCGAAUCGGCACGAAGGAUGGUGAAAGAAUUUCGAGUGAGCAAAGUAGACAAUCUCAAAGUGAAGCCUGCUGGAAUAGGGGUGUUUUAUUUCUCCUCUAAAGGUUUUCCUGUCCCUGCCAGAUAGGCUUGACAGGUUUUGCCUACCAUGUAAUCUUACCUUAUCGGGACCAUCGGAGCACUUUACAGUGGCUCUGCCCUGAAUAGGUGAUUCAGACCGAAUCUUCAAGAGGCCAGCCUUCCAUUUUCCUAAUUUACACUCUGAAGCUGGCUUUUUUGACCUAGACAAGUAAAAAGCUCGGCAUUGAUGACCAAAUUAAUUUUAACUUUAAAGUGACCCUGCCAAGACCAGCCAGGACUUCAAAAAUUCCAAACAAUUUGAAAAUAAUUCCCUCAAGGGGCAAAUUGAAAGAAUCAGAGAAAGCUGGGCUAAUAAAACUGACAGAUACAGCCUAAGCCCAGAGCGAAAAGAAAGGUCUACAAGUGAAUCAAUUAGACAGUUAGAGCAAGCCUAUAAUGAACUUAAAUCAGAAAGGGAAAGACUCGAACUGGACCGAGAAAGAAGAAUUUAUCGAGAACAGUCCUUAAAAGACCAAAUCGAAAAAAUGGAAAAUUUAUUAUAUGAAGAAAAAGAAAGCCAUUUAUUGCAAAUCAAGUUACUUCAAAAUGCAAUGGCAAGGGAAGGGAAAAAUUACAAUGAGCCUAUGGCUACUAAAAGAGGGGAAAAUGAUGAAGUAUUGAUGAAAAAUGAAGAAAUCAAAAGGCUUAAAGCACAAAAUGAAGAAAAUUUGUCAGCUGUGGGGCAGUAUAAAGAACAAUUGGCAGCUAAAAACUCAAUGAUUUAUCACCUACAACAAAUAAAUAAUGAUUUAAGGGCGAAAGUGGAAGAAUAUAAGUCGAAAUUUGACUUGUCAGAGGAAAGGAUAAGGCUUUAUAAGCAAAAACAAGAAGAAAUGAGAAACACUAUGAUAAUUAUCAGAAAUAACAUGGAAAAAUCUAAAUUAAGCUUGGAAGAAAAAGAUAGGCAGCUGGAGCAGCUUAAAUUUGCCAUGGAUUCUCCAGAAAGACUUACAAGAAGAGACAGGCUUGAAAACGCCGAUCAAUUUAUUUCUCCUGAUUUUUGUAGGCAGCUUGCAAAAGCAGAAGAAAUUCACGAAAAAACAGUUUCAUCACUAACAGAUGACAUGGAAAAAUAUAAAGCGACGAUAAAAGACCUGAACGACAAGCUUGCAUCUCUUCAGUCAGAAAACCAAAAACUAUCAUUUUUUGAUUAAUUUAUACCAUUUUUCAUUUAAAAAUCACAAUUUUUAGCUUAAUUCAGCACAGAAUAUCAUCAAAAAGCUCAAAAAUUGACAAAAUUGAAGAGGAGCUUCAAAAUCUCCAAAUCCAAUAUUCUUCAUUAGAAAAAGAAUUUUCAAGCAGAGAAGAAACUUAUAUUGAGCAAAUUUUUAAGCUUGAAGAGCAGCUUAAAUCAAACAACUCUGAUGCAAGAGUUUCUGACUCAGAGUUUGAGCAGCCUCCUCCCAACCAAAACUUGCAUACAAGUAUGACACAACUAAGCACGCUAUCUAUACAAGAUGCUUUAUUUACCUGUAAAAAUUUGAUUUCGCUAUUAGAGACGCUGAUGAAUCCGAAUCAGUCAAUUAAGAAAGUAAAGGAGCUGCAAAAUAGACUGGAGAUUGCUAAAAAAGAAAUAAUGAAAGAUUUGGAAAAUCCAAGCAGUGACGAGGCUUUUGAUGUGCAGAAUAUCAGAAAAGAGCUGGAUAAGGCUAAGCUAGAAAAUGCUAUCUUAAAGCAGGGUAAAAAUUCUGAGACUGAAAAAUCAGAAGUCAGGAACACAACCAUUAAUAAUAUUUUAGAACUUGCAAAAGACCUUGAAAAGAAGCUUAAAGAAGAGCUUGAGUUUAGAAAUAACAUACUAGAAGCCCCAAAGUCUACGAAUAAACUAGAUUUGUCAAACAUUGAAACAAUCUCUGACAUCACACAUGACUAUUGCAAAAUUGAGUUAAAAAAUAUGCAUAGUACAGUUGAAGAGCUAAAAGGAGAAAUCGGUGAAUUAAUGAAAAGAUUAGAAAACUGUUUAAAAGAAAACAGAUCAAAAGAAGAGCACAUCCAAAAUUUGCUGAUUUCUUCAUCUGUUUUAGACUCAGAAAUCCAAAAUGCUAUUUCAAUAAUAUGUGACUAUGAAAACAUUGUAAAUGAUUUAAAAAAGUUCACAAAACAUGGAUCGUCUACAAAUAAUGAAAAAGUUUUUCAAGAAAAAACUAGGGUUGAAAUAGAAAAUGAAGAACUUAAAGAAAGAGUUAAAAACCUAAAACAAAAACUCUAUGAGGAAAGAAGCAAAAGUGAUAGAGAAGUAUUUAAAUUUAAACAAGAAAGUGAUUUAUGCACUGAAAAAAAUGAAAACACGUCAGCCAAGCUAGAGAUUUUGCAAGUGAAAUAUACAAAACUGAAGCUGGACAAUGACUGUCUAAAAAUAAAUAAUAAUGAGCUGAUGGCUGAGAUAGAAAAGCUGAAAAAGCCUAAUAAAGAAGUGGAUGGCAGAUUAAAGAAAAUGCAAAUCCAUAUUGAUCAUCUCAAAGAUCUUUUAAAACCCAACGAAAUUUUGGUAGAAGACAUUUUUUAA
This is a messenger RNA of Blepharisma stoltei, 3839 nucleotides long. NCBI's taxonomy places the organism in Eukaryota, Ciliophora, Heterotrichea, Heterotrichida, Blepharismidae. The record is from the annotation of a GenBank genome assembly.